GACAACGGAACCAAUAUGCCGAGCCCGUGUUUCCUCAGAAGCUUUUCCAGCGGUUUCCGUUUACAAGCUCGCAGUUCUACUCCACUUGGUAUCGGGUAUGUUUAUUUGAUGAGGAGUGUGGUCGAAAGGGGAGAUGUGGUCCUUUUUUGCCAGGGAUCCCGUCAAAGACUUCGCUUAUGAAAUUCUUCCAGACAGCCAAGAAAAGUCUGGAAUAUGGUCAUUACAUCGUGGCAAGCGAAAGUCCAAUGGAGAGCCAGUGUCUGUGUUCAUGCACGAGGUGGCUCAGGGGUCAGAACAACAGGCACAGCUGGCAAAGGCAGCCUUCAAGCGGAUGAAGACCCUUCGCCACCCCAACAUCCUGGCCUACGUUGACGGCUUGGAGACGGACAAGAGCUUGUACCUGGUCACUGAACCAGUGACGCCACUAGUCGUUCACCUGAAGGGUGCUCCUAGUGAACUGGAGGUCUCCUGGGGUCUGCAUCAGAUAAUAAAAGCUCUGAGUUUCCUGGUGAAUGAUUGCCACCUGCUCCAUAACAACUUGGGCUUGUGGGCCAUCUUUGUCGACCGAGCAGGAGAGUGGAAGCUGGGGGCACUCGAUCAUGUUGCCCCAGAACAAUGUGAUCCAAGCGGGGCGUCGCUUCCUGAUCCAAAGUCCAUUUACCCGGACAUGGAGAAGUAUGACCCACCUGAGACACCCAAUUGCAGUGGAGAAAAAUGGGCGAGGGAAGUGUGGCGGUUAGGCUGUCUGAUCUGGGAAGUAUUUAAUGGGCCACUUUCCCGCACGUCCUCACUUCGUUCACUCGGGAAGAUCCCCAAGGCUCUGGUUCCUCACUACUGUGAGCUGGUGGGUGCCAAUCCACGGGCUCGGCCCAAUCCAGCCCGCUUCCUCCAAAACUGUAGAAGCCCCGGAGGGUUCCUCAGUAACAGCUUUGUGGAGAGCAACCUCUUCCUGGAGGAGAUCCAGAUUAAGGAGCCGGCGGAGAAGCAGCAGUUCUUCCAGGACCUGAGUGACAACCUGGACUCUUUCCCAGAGGACUUCUGUAAACACAAAGUCCUGCCUCAACUGCUCACUGCCUUCGAGUUUGGAAACGCCGGCGCCAUAGUCCUCACGCCACUUUUCAAGGUGGGGAAGUUCCUGUCUGCUGAAGAAUACCAACAGAAGAUCAUCCCCGUCAUUGUGAAGAUGUUUUCCUCCACAGACAGGGCCAUGAGAAUACGACUGCUUCAGCAGAUGGAGCAGUUUAUUCAAUAUCUUAACGAGGCAGCUGUGAAUUCCCAAAUUUUCCCUCAUGUUGUUCACGGCUUUACUGACACCAACCCUGCCAUCAGAGAGCAAACGGUUAAGUCUAUGUUGUUGUUGGCUCCCAAACUGAACGAAAGCAACUUGAACCAGGAGCUCAUGCGCCAUUUUGCAAGGCUGCAGGCUCGGGAUGAGCAGGGCCCGAUCCGAUGCAACACCACUGUCUGCCUGGGAAAGAUCGCCUCCUACCUCAAUGCCGGUACCCGACAGAGAGUUCUGAUUUCUGCCUUCUCACGAGCAACGAAAGACCCAUUUGCAGCCUCGCGUUCUGCUGGUGUGCUUGGCUUCGCCGCCACACACAACUAUUACAGCCUAACCGAGGUUGCUGCCCGAAUUUUACCCACACUCUGUGCUAUUACCGUCGACCCUGACAAGAGCGUCAGAGAGCAGUCUUUCAAAGCCAUCAAGAGUUUUAUCUCCAAGCUGGAAACUGUGUCAGAAGAUCCCACCAAGCUUGCUGAGAUUGAAAAGGAUGUUGGGUCGUGUGCUCAGCCACCUGGCGCCUCUUCCGGCUGGACUGGCUGGGCUGUGACUGGCAUGUCCUCGCUGACAUCCAAAUUGAUACGCAAUGCACCAGGGACAGUGGGAAGCGUGGCGGCUGAGGACGGCAUGGCUUCAAAUGCCACCAGCGUGACUCCCGGCACAGGUGGAAGCCCUGAUUCUGUAGAGAAAGGUCCACAUACAUCCCAGGCCCUCAGUCCUUCUGCUUCAAGCCUCGUGGACGGAUCACAAACUCUUGAAGGGAUGGAAAAUGAUGAGGAGCCAGGAGAGCGCUGGGAUGACGAGGAGGAUUGGGGGAGUUUAGAGGAUUCAGAGAAAGGUCGAGCUGAGAAGGAUGACUGGAAUACUGACUGGUCAGGAAUGGCAUCAUCCAAAAAAAACACUGGUGGACACGAAGUGGGCAGGUCAUUGUCUACCACGACGGUGAAAAAGCAAAGCUCAGACUGGAGCAGCUCAGGCUGGGACGCAGACGACAGCUGGUCCAACGAGAAAGAGGGCCAGGGUCAGAGCUCCGCUGGCGAGGAGGGCUGGGGCAACGAAUGGACCGAGGAGGAGACGGAUGUUGGAAGUGCCGCCCUGCCUGAGGGGGUCCGCUUGGCCAGCGAGUACAACUGGGACAGUGGCAGUAUGAGCAAAGGAGCCAAUCAGAAUGACCUAUUCGCCUGUGUGGCACAGAGAAACGCCACGGGCCUCACGCCUGGAGGUGGCUGGGGUACAGACGCAACGGGAGACUGGGGCACUGAAGAAAGUUGGGAGGCAUUGGAUGGAAAUCAAGAUGGGUUUGUGUAUCGCCCAGCAGGUCUGAGCAAGGCCGAGCUGUCCAAGAAGAAACGUGAGGAGAGGAGGAAAGAGCUGGAGGCCAAACGGGCAGAGCGCAAAGCUGCAAAAGGUCCCCUCAAGCUGGGUGCACGCAAACUAGACUGAGGCGCCGUUUAAUGAGGUAUAGCCAUGAGCGCCAUUGACUGAACAAGGCCCUUGAGUUGGAGGCUUCACAUUCCGAGUAAAGAUCCAACGGGAGUGGAAACUUCUUUUUGAACUGUCACUCACUUGGACAACAUACCUUUGGAUCCUCCGAUGAUCAUCACAGAAACUUGAUGAGGUGGUUGACAGCGCAGCAAUCACUAGUUUGUCUCGCAUUGUAUUAUUGUGAAUGGGAAGAGGCAAAAAGCAAUUGGGAGUUGAUGACACAAUAUGUCCGUUUCCUCCUGAUAAAAGGGCCGCUGUUGUAAAUGUACAUAAAAUGGAGCAUCUUGUCUUAAAAAGAUACUUUUUCAUGUAGUCAAAUAUAUAUAAAUGAGUUUCAUCAUUUCCAGGAAGCUCACAAACACUGUUGUUCCUGGCUUUAUCAGUCUGUGCAUGCACUUUUAGAGGCCAAUCAAGAAAUUGAAUGACCAAUUACAUUUGAACCAAAGUCAUUUGAUAGGUUCAGUACAAGAAUACGCUUGAGGAAUGCUAAACACUCAAUUGAUUGCACAGCUCAACAACAGUAGCAGCAGCAUACAAACGGUUUGGAAAUGUUUCUAUCAAUUUGGCUUACAUUUUCCACGAAUGUUGUGAUGGACAAAUGCUAUCAUCUGACAUUUUUCCUUUCCUUUUGAAAAGCUGCAUUCUUGUAUAUCUAGUGCACCCAGCGUGUUCCAUAAAUUUUCACACAAAUAUAUAUAUAUUUUUUUUUACAUAAAAGAAUUACUUUCAGCUGUUUUUUUUUUCUUCAAACCUGCUGACUGUGGUUCUGAGCGAAGGAGAUUCACUUCUGUCUUUCACUUUUUAUUUGUGUGCCUUCAUUUACUUUGCUGGACAAGACUGUUGGCUCGCAUCCCAGUUUUGAAUGGUAUGGAACACAUUCCAUGUUCCCAGUAAAAUAUG
Molecule: messenger RNA, 3667 nt
Organism: Hippocampus comes (tiger tail seahorse)
Lineage: Eukaryota; Metazoa; Chordata; Actinopteri; Syngnathiformes; Syngnathidae
Gene: scyl1
Product: SCY1-like, kinase-like 1
Exons: 18
Coding region: 134-2725 (863 amino acids)
Biological process (GO): protein phosphorylation
Molecular function (GO): protein kinase activity; ATP binding
Source: RefSeq, a predicted model, not a curated record